GAAAGCCCCAAUGGCCUAGUAAGUACUCCAGUCGGCCCAACCAAAUUGAUUGAGACGGACCAGCUCGGCCCAGGCCAGGCCCCGCCAUCGCCGUCGACCAGGCCGGCCCUCCGCCGUCCGCCGCGACGAGAUCCGCGCCUCCCCGACGCCGGCGAGAGCCGAGAGGGUUGCGCCCCUGCUUCUUUCUCCGAUCUCUACCCACAAGCUCCUUGCGCCGCCUUCUCCUCCUCCUCCUCCUCCUGACAAAUGACGGCGGGGGGCGGGCGGUGCUUGCUCGCCGUGGCGCUCGCCGCCGCUUGGAUCUCCGGCGCGGCGGCCGCAGCCUCGUCGUCGGCUGAGCAGGCAGACGGAAGGCAAAAAUCCGUCAAAUGCAUGCCCUGCUCUAGGCCGUACAUUGGUGAUGCAUAUCUAGACAACACCUUGACGGGCCAGCUUGCUCAGCGUCGUGACUUAGUGGAAAUGUCUGAUUCUGGUGAAUUGUGCAAAGGACUUGCUGAAGAUGUCAAAGUGCCUGUGCUCUCAAAAUUGCGCCGGCAACUGGUUGGUGAAGGUUCUCACCGCCGUUUAGUCUAUUCUAUGGAUUUUGGUGCCUGUGAUGGUGCUAUGGUUAAUUUUCUUGAUGGCUAUGAUGCCCAUCUGGUGAUAUUUGAAAAACUCCCGGAUGGGGUGUUUGCUGACCCAUUUGAGCUACAGCAUUUUGUUGAGCGCAAAGUUUUCGUGGAUGUUGCUGUUUUUGGAGACACCAAUCUUGAACUUCCCACAGCUCUAUCCAAUCGGUCAUCUGUCGAGAUUCAUUUUGAUCUCAGGCUAAUCAUUUCAACCGACUGUAACCUUGAAAUAGACUUGCCUCUCCAUGCUAGAUACCCGCCUCUUGAUGCCAGUGGCUAUGCCACGGUGGAGUUUGGUAACCCAGAUUUGUUCCUCCAGUACAGAAAAAAGGAAAUCCAUUCUGAUUCCUGUCUUUGGGUGAUUAAGAAUCUCAAAGCUGCACCCCUGGAGAAAGCUGCAUGGCGGAUACCCUGUGGAGAUGAGGCCCACAUAGGAUUUGUAUCUAGCAUCACGUUUCUUUCAGCUCUUGUUUGUUCCAUGUCCAUCGUCUUAGCUGCUCUAAUUUUUUGACGUCUUAGGGUCCUAGCAGGUCCAGUUUUUUUUUUCUUUACACAAAUACUGAAAUGCGAGACAGUAAAGUUUUCUCCAUGCAUCCACACGUCCUUGCAAAUGACAAUUUAGUUGCCAUUAAUUUUGCUAGCACUAGAGGAGUCUCUGAAAGUUCCAUUGAAUUGGAGUUGCAAACUUCCAAUCACAUAGAGACAAGGACCAGAUCAGGGUUCCUCUUUGUGAUGGAAAAGGAGUUCCAAAAGAAAAAUCAUUUACUUCAAGUUCAGUUCAUGCUCCUGAGGCAGUCUGAGUCAAAAGCUGCAAUACCCCAUCGUCUCAUAAGAAGGUAAGGCAGCUUGCGACCCCAACUCUCAGGAGUCAGGAGUGUUUGCUGUUCUGUCUUGCCUGACAGUCUGGACCUGCAGGAGGAAACCUGAUUAUAUUGUGUUACAACAUGGUUGCAGAGCAAAAUGUUGAUUGAUACAGAAUCACAAAUAGUCUCAUCUCAGCGAUUAAUUUAUUUUC
Molecule: messenger RNA, 1623 nt
Organism: Sorghum bicolor (sorghum)
Lineage: Eukaryota; Viridiplantae; Streptophyta; Magnoliopsida; Poales; Poaceae
Product: phosphatidylinositol-glycan biosynthesis class X protein
Exons: 5
Coding region: 247-1119 (290 amino acids)
Biological process (GO): GPI anchor biosynthetic process
Cellular component (GO): endoplasmic reticulum membrane
Source: RefSeq, a predicted model, not a curated record